Molecule: messenger RNA, 3222 nt
Organism: Ilex paraguariensis (yerba mate)
Lineage: Eukaryota; Viridiplantae; Streptophyta; Magnoliopsida; Aquifoliales; Aquifoliaceae
Source: the annotation of a GenBank genome assembly
CCAUUCCACCACCACCAUCAUCAUCAUCAUCACACAGCACAUGUCUUCCAAACCCGUGAUCUUCCCUGCUUCUUCCGCCAAACUACCCAAACACGUUAAUCGCCAUAAGCCCCACCUACAUUGAACCCCCACCCCCCAUGUUUUUAAAAGCAUCAAGACCUACUCCAACAAUACUUUAUACCUUUUAUCUACUCCAACAAUACUUUAUACCUUUUAUCUUAGGGAGGAUAAGGAUUAAUCGGACAUUCAUUCUGCUUUUGUUCUUCUCAAAUCGCUCGCAGACAAGUUGGUUUGGUCAGUUUUGUUUUUUGUAGAGAAUUUUUGUUUAUAUUUGACUUUUUUGAUCAGAAGCUACAACUACAAGAUGUGUAUUUGGUUGAAUCCAAUGUGUUUUUCUUUUGGAAUAUAUGUAUGUCAAUACAUUGAAAUCGCAUAAUUAGAUAGCGUCAAUGAUUUAUUUAGUUUGAGAAAUGUAGCAGAUUUAGAAGAAGGAAUCUAUCAUAUUUGAAGGCUGAAGUUCUGCUCUCUUUUUUUUGUUUUUGACUUAAAAGGGUUUCGUUCAUGUCUAUGUGGCUAUGUUUGUUAUGUAUAUUUGCACACUGUAAUGAUAUUAACGUCCCAUGUUAGUCAUGUAUGGCUAUGGGUUUGCCAUAUAUGUGUUAAGAAUAUCAGAUCAGGUCUAACUCUCAACAAUAUCUCCACAGAUGGUGGCAGCUGUCAAUAGAAUCUAGUUUCAGUUUCAAUUUUAUUUGACUAUUUGCAUUCGUAUCUUAUCUUAUCUUUCUGCUGUAACAAUCAAUACUUAUCACAUUGUAACUACUCUGCUUAUAAAUACUAAGCAUACCAGACAGGAUAGUUAUCCUUGCUAAUUAGCCAUUUAGACUUUCUUUCUUGGUAUCAGAGCAAAUCGUUUUACACCUUUUUCAUGGCUGCAUCCAAUCUCACUUCCGCACCAUUCUCCAUUCCCAAUAUGUCUCAUCCUGUUUAUACCAGACUUGAUGACACAAAUUACCUUGCAUGGGUGUGUCAAUUUACCCCCAUCUUGAGGACAAAUGGGCUUGUGGGCAUUGUUGAUGGCUCAGAACCUGCUCCUCCUAAGCUCAUUGCUGAUCCUAGUCAACCAGACAAAAUGAAUCCCAAUCCUGCUUAUGAGACUUGGGAGAAGAAAGACCAAUUUAUUUUAAGUUGGUUUAUAGCUGCACUGUCUGAUAAAAUUGUUCCAACAGUGUAUGGCUUAAACACCUCUAGGCAGGUGUGGACAGCAUUAUCUAUUAGGUAUGCUUCACCUUCAAGAUCCAGAGUCAUCACUUAAGGAGACAACUUCAAACAACCAGACAGGAAUCACGUACCUGCAGUGAUUUCAUUCACUAUUCUAAGAGUAUAGCUGAUCAACUUGCCCUUGUAGGCAAACCAGUAAGUGAUGAAGAGCUAAUCUCUUAUAUUGUGGGUGGUCUCAACCCUCAAUAUAAUUCUUUUGUCACUUUUUAUUCCUUUGCUACAAAGGAUACUGCUAUGACAUUUGAGGAGUUUCAAUCUGAGCUACUCGGUUAUGAACAACUACUAGGAGCACAAACACAAACUAUUGAGUCCAGUUCCUUUGCUCUAUACUCCAAUAAAGGACCUGGACAGAAUAGGAAACCCAAGUAUGGGUCAUCUCAGAAACCCAACUUUGGCAAAAACCUUGCACAAAAGAAACCAUUUUCUUCAACCAGCAAUACCCAUCAAGGUAAACCAUCCUCAAAUCAGUUUGCCACUAAUAAGCCUCCUUGUCAGAUCUGUGGCAGGACCAACCAUCAAUCCUUGGACUGUUUUCAUAGGAUGGACUAUGCAUACCAAGGCAGACACCCAUCUAAAGAACUUGCAGCAAUGGUGGCUCAAUCCAACCUUUUUCAUGAUGAUGAAACAUGGCUGGCAGACAGUGGAGCUAUAAAUCAUAUCACAGCAGACUUGGCAAACCUUACAUUGCAGCAACCAUAUCAGGGUACUGAGACUGUAGCUGUAGGAAAUGGUAAUGGCUUAAAUGUUACACACACUGGUUCCACUACCUAUCAUCUUCCCACCUCUGAUUUACAUCUAAAUGAUAUCUUGCAUUGUCCCAAUGUUUCCAAUAAUCUGUUGUCUAUUCAAAAAUUCUGUCAAGACAACAAUUGCUAUUUCAAACUGACUGAUUCUUAUUUCUUGGUGAGGGACAACUUGACAGGGGCAAUCUUCCUACAGGGACCCAGUGAAGGCAGCUUAUAUCCUGUGCAUCACAAUAAGUAUGUCACCAAUAAAAGAGCAUCUGUAGCACUGAUGGGAAUCAAGGCAUCAACAGAUAUCUGGCACAAAAGAUUAGGCCAUCCUAAUCCUCAAACUCUACAUCGAGUCCUUAAAAACUACCAGCUACCUGUGUCAUCCAAUAAAUUCCACUCAGAGCUAUGUAUGCCUUGUCAAUUGGGAAAGAGCAAACAUUUACCUAUUAAUAAGUCUGACCGUGUGUCUUCUAGGUCUCUAGAGUUGAUUCACAGUGAUGUAUGGACCUCACCAGUUUUAUCAAUAAAUGGAUUCAAGUAUUAUGUUCUCUUUAUUGAUGAUUUUUCAAGAUAUUCUUGGUUAUUUCCUCUAAAGUUCAAAUCUGAUCUGUUUGAUUGUUUUGUCAAGUUUAAAUGCAUCAUUGAAAACCAACUCUCUUGCAAAAUUAAGCAAUUCCAAACAGAUGAUGGAGGUGAAUAUACUAAAAAUUUAUUCUCCAAAUUUCUGACUGACAAUGGAAUCUAUCAUCGACUUACUUGUCCUCGUACAUUCCAACAAAAUGGGAUUGCUUAGAGGAAACACAGGCAUGUGAGUGAAACUAGUCUAACUCUUUUAGCCCAAUCUCAUCUUUUAUCCACAUACUGGGUAAAAGCGUUUCAUAUAGCAGUUCACUCAAUCAAUUGACUUCCUUCCUCUGUGUUGCAAUUUGAGAUACCUCUUACCAAGUUAUUUAAUAAAGAACCAGACUUCUCCUUUUUAAAAUUUUUGGUUGUGCAUGCUAUCCUCUUCUUCGACCAUACACCAAACACAAGCUGGAAUUUAGAAGCAAAAAAUGUGUCUUCUUAGGCUAUGGUACCAAUCAUAAAGGCUAUAAAUGUCUAGAUUUGCAAACUAAUAAAAUUUACAUGUCAAGACAUGUAGUCUUUGAUGAGAACUUAUUCCCCGCACAGGAGAAAGGCUGCACUCUCUACCCUGCUCGAGGACAAUCCU